CACUCACUUUGGUCACAAAUUCAUAGCAGUUGCACGUCCAGUGGAUUAACUGAGUUAAACAUGCUGAAGAGAAAACCAUCUAAUGCAUCUGAGAAGGAGAAAAGUCAAAAGCCAAAGCGCACGAGCAGCUUUGGGAGCUUUGACCGUUUCAGGCAUCACUCGAUAUCAAAGACAGAUGAUUCAGCUGAGAUAUCUGAGCUGGAGACCAUAAGUGACAUUGGGGAAGCAGUACAAAUCAAAGCAGCAAACAAUGGAGGAAGCCUGAGUAAGAAGAUGAGAGCCAUUUCACUUACCAUGAAGAAAAAGAUGGGUAAAAAAUACAUCAAGGCACUCUCUGAGGAGAUGAAUGAAGAGGGGAAAGAAGACAGUGAUCCUGGUGGUGGAGCACACACUGAGAAGGUCUCCCUAAAAACCAGUGACUCUUUGGAAAGUCUCUACAGUCUGAACAGUGGCCAGAGCUCAUCUAGUGGGGUGACCAGCUGCUCGGAUGGCACCAGCAACAGGGACAGCCUCCGCUUGGAUGAUGAGGUGCCCUACAACGGCCCCUUCUGCGGCCGAGCCAAAGUGCACACCGACUUCACACCCAGCCCUUAUGACACUGACUCGCUGAAAAUCAAGAAAGGAGACAUCAUAGAUAUCAUCUGCAAAACUCCCAUGGGCAUAUGGACAGGCAUGCUGAACAACAAAGUAGGAAAUUUCAAGUUCAUUUAUGUGGAUAUUAUCUUGGAAGAAGAAGCUGCACCCAGAAAGAUAAACCCACACAGAGGAAGCAAAAGGACCAAGCCUAAAACAUUGCAAGAGCUCCUGGAAUGUGUCCACCUGCAGGAAUAUGCCCCAACCCUCCUGCUGAAUGGCUAUGAAACUCUAGAGGACUUGAAGGAUCUACAUGAAAGCCACCUUGUUGAAUUAAAUAUUUCUAACCCAGAAGACAGGGCAAGAUUGUUAUCAGCAAUUGAAAAUCUCCAGGACUGUGACAUUGAAGAACAGCAGACAAGUGAGGAUGGUCAGGAGACGCAGAACUUGAGCCCUCACCAGAGUUUUGACAAAUCACAGUUAAAUGACUGUCCAAGAGAUUCUGGCUGUUACAUCUCAUCAGAAAAUUCAGAUAAUGGUAAAGAAGAAGCAGACCCAGAAGCCCUGUCUGACAUGGUGCAGUCAAUAACAAUCAGUGAGUCAAACUGAUUCGGUCCUGCUGCUUUUCUGCAGAUUCUCAGAAAAGACAAUCACAUUUGUCAGUAUGGUGGCACAGAAGCAGAAUACAAAAUAUUCUCAACACUGAAAAUCUACCUUUUUCUGAUUCAACAGCUCUAAACUGUUUCAUAUGUGGACACUUGAUAGCUAAAUGUUAGUUGAUGAUAAGAAUUUCUCAUGUUUUUCUUUUCAGUGAAUCCACAGGUUUUUCCCUGAAAAAGUUUAUACAAAAGUAUUUAUAAAUAUUUGUACAGCAAAUGCAUUUUCUAUAAUAGUUGAGAUCUUUUUUUUAGGUAGUAGUUCAUAAUCCGGAGAUGUUAAUUUCUGGAACUUUCCAGAAUGUAAAUAUUGUACAUAUUUAUUUUAAAAAUAUAUGGAUUAAUCACACUGUCUCUAUUUUCAGCUGUGUUUUGCUGAUUUGUGUACAGAAUGUCUUUUCAUUGAUAUAUCAUCAUCAUAAAAAGGUGGAUACAGUCACACCCUACUUUGAAAAGUACCAAGCCAAUUCUCACUAAUAUUAAAGCUGUUUAACACCA
Molecule: messenger RNA, 1727 nt
Organism: Agelaius phoeniceus (red-winged blackbird)
Lineage: Eukaryota; Metazoa; Chordata; Aves; Passeriformes; Icteridae
Product: SAM domain-containing protein SAMSN-1
Biological process (GO): negative regulation of peptidyl-tyrosine phosphorylation; negative regulation of B cell activation
Cellular component (GO): cytoplasm; nucleus
Molecular function (GO): phosphotyrosine residue binding
Source: RefSeq, a predicted model, not a curated record